GUAACAUCCAUUUCACAUCAAUGGAAAGGGAAGUGAUAGAGCAUGAAUGGUAACAAGAAGUAGUGUAUCUCUGGAGAUUGUAUACAAUAUAUAGAUUUAUUUAGCAAAUGUAUAGCAUAAGGGUUUACGUAUCUUAAUAGUUCGGAAUAGCUACGAAGAUUGCGGUUCUGUUGCAGUUUGCGAGCAGACUUCUGAAAUUACUGAAUUGCUCCGGGGGGUAUUUAACGGUGCCAAAUAAAUACAUAUCGGACCGUAAUAAUGUUGCAGACAAUCUUUGCAUUACCAGUUGAAGACAAGAUCUUUUACGCUGUCCUGGUCUUUUCAUGGACUGUGUAUAUUUGGGAGGCCUACCUCGCCUUUAGACAGAGGAAAAUCUACAGGACUACAAUGCAUGUGCCCACUGAGUUGGGUAAGAUAAUGGAUUCAGAGACCUUUGAAAAGUCUCGUCUCUAUCAACUGGACAAAAGCAACUUUGGCUUCUGGUCUGGACUGUACUCUGAGACAGAGGGCACGUUGAUACUUCUACUAGGAGGAAUCCCAUUCCUUUGGAAAGUGUCAGGAAAUCUCAACUCUCAUUUUGGCUUUGGUCCUGAGUAUGAGAUUUCCCAGUCUUUGAUGUUCCUGAUGUUAGCGACUCUAUUCAGUGCUUUCACUGGCCUUCCCUGGAGCCUUUAUAACACGUUUGUUAUUGAGGAAAAGCAUGGAUUUAACCAGCAGACAUUGAGUUUCUUUUUGAAAGAUGCUGUGAAGAAGUUUGCUGUGACUCAGUGUAUAUUGCUGCCAGUUACAUCAUUGCUGCUCUAUAUCAUCAAGAUCGGCGGUGAUUAUUUCUUCAUCUAUGCCUGGCUCUUCACUCUUGUUGUCUCUUUGAUCCUUGUGACUAUCUAUGCAGACUACAUUGCCCCUCUGUUUGAUAAAUUCACACCACUGCCGGAUGGAGAGUUGAAGAGUGAGAUUGAGAGCAUGUCAAAGUCCAUCAAUUUUCCCCUCACCAAGGUCUAUGUAGUGGAAGGCUCAAAGCGAUCUUCUCACAGUAAUGCUUACUUCUAUGGUUUUUUCAAAAACAAGCGCAUUGUGCUAUUUGAUACGCUUUUAGAGGAUUAUUCCCCUUUAAACCAAACUGGAGGGACAGAGUCGGGCACUGGAGAAGAGAGUGAGGUGGCUGGAAAUGAGAGCAAGUCCAAACCAAAGCACAAGAAACAGGGCUGCAGUAACCCAGAGGUUUUGGCGGUUCUUGGACAUGAACUGGGGCAUUGGAAACUGGGCCACACAGUCAAGAACAUUGUUAUCAGUCAGAUGAACUCUUUUCUCUGCUUUUUCCUUUUUGCUGUUCUGAUUGGUCGAAAAGAGCUCUUCAUGGCCUUUGGUUUUCAUGACAGCCAACCCACCCUUAUUGGACUGAUGAUCAUCUUUCAGUUUAUCUUCUCACCUUACAAUGAGUUACUGUCGUUCUGUCUGACGGUAUUGAGUCGAAGGUUUGAGUUUCAGGCAGAUGCAUUUGCACGCAACAUGGGCAGAUCAUCUGAGCUCUAUUCUGCCCUAAUCAAGCUGAAUAAAGACAACCUUGGCUUCCCUGUAGCAGACUGGCUCUUCUCUACGUGGCAUUACUCCCAUCCUCCACUGCUGGAGCGACUCAGAGCCCUUACAGGACCCAAACAGGACUGACAACUUCGUAAGAGGGGGCCUCCUUCACCACUCGCUCCCCUGAAAAAGGAUCUCUGCCGGCCUCUUUUGGCCCUCUGAAACAGAUGUCUGUUUCUCUCGCUUACUUUUUGUCUUUAAUGACAGUCUGCCUGAUAUUUUCCUUUCUCUUCCCAAGUGUUUGGUUUAUUCAUUUGUUUGUAAUCGGGCUGAAAGAAAACAUCAUCAGUAAACUGAUUAUUUGCAAGAUUUAUCUAAAUGUGUGUGAUUAGUAUGCCUUUUGCUCUUAAUCAAUAUUCAUUUGUUCUUUGUUGUUUUAAAUCCGUAAAUACAUUUUACUGGGUAUUCUCCCUUCUAACUAUUUGUUGUUUUGAUCCAUGCAUUUAUACUUUUUUACUAAGUGUCAUCCAAUGUUUGAUACACUUUGAACUGGAGAGAGAAGGAAUCUUAAAUAAUGACAGAUGUUAUUUAUCCAGUGAAACCACAAGAAUUUUUUUUUUCAUUUGACUGUUUAAUGGAUCUGUUAGGCCAAUUAAAUGUUUUUUUUUUUUUUUUUCAUUUUUUCUUUUCUUUUGACAAUACAUUGUGAUUUUUUUUUAUUAGUAAUUGGUUUGAAAAUGUGUAAAUAUGGUAAUUAUUUGGGAAAGUUGAACAUAGGCAAAAGUGACAAAAUAUUUAAAAAAAUAUUUUUUAUUAUUUAGGUCAUUUUCUCUUUGUGCCUGUGCAUGCGAGAUGUGCUGGAGUGUUGCAAUGAGUGUAUGAUUGAGAUUUUUUUUUUUCAAGUCUAAACCCUAAAUAUGAUAAAGGUUUUGCUGGUGGCAUAUAACUGUGUGUUUAGAGAUUUUCACAUUAGGAAUAUAUAUGGCUAUUACAUUUGGCAAUCCUGUAAAAAAUGUUGGACUCUGGCUUGGACAAUUACUGAAUUGUUAAUAUCUUAAAGUUAUAAACAAAUAGGUUGAAGGAAAUGUUGAAUGACCCCCUAUUUGAAUUGGUCACUAAUUGUAACAAAUCAUGAAAAAUAAAGGAGUAAUAGGCUCAUACUUAUCACA
Molecule: messenger RNA, 2690 nt
Organism: Paramisgurnus dabryanus
Lineage: Eukaryota; Metazoa; Chordata; Actinopteri; Cypriniformes; Cobitidae
Source: RefSeq, a predicted model, not a curated record